AUGGGAACCGCUGCCGCGGAUUUGGGCUAUGCCAGAAAAUGGGCCUUGGUUCUGGGCGACACUAUGCAACUCCUAGGUGAUAGCCUUGGCAUGGGCGACACCUUGGACACUGCUCUUGAAGUGGGUUCAAGUGGCGUCGGCAGUUUAAUUAGCGAGAUGCUGGAUGGUGACGCCCUAGGCGUUGGUUUCACCAGCGAUGCCUUCCUAGCUUCAGGUGGCGCCCAUGUGGCCAUUUGUAACGCCGUCGCAGCGGCUAGAAUUAUCUUUGGCAAGGCAGGCGACAACACCUUGGUUGCGUUGGCAACGUCUCUCGUGUUCAGGAAUAGACGAGGCUGUGCACGAACGUCGGGGGAUGCCACUGAGCACGGAUACGGAGGGGCACUGGGCACAGUUGGGCUCGAACAAGGUUGGGUGUGGAGGCCGAGAGGCGCUGGUGAUAGCCUUGGCAUGGGCGACACCUUGGACACUGCUCUUGAAGUGGGUUCAAGUGGCGUCGGCAGUUUAAUUAGCGAGAUGCUGGAUGGUGACGCCCUAGGCGUUGGUUUCACCAGCGAUGCCUUCCUAGCUUCAGGUGGCGCCCAUGUGGCCAUUUGUAACGCCGUCGCAGCGGCUAGAAUUAUCUUUGGCAAGGCAGGCGACAACACCUUGGUUGCGUUGGCAACGUCUCUCGUGUUCAGGUAG
Ilex paraguariensis (yerba mate) is the source of this 681-nucleotide messenger RNA. The record is from the annotation of a GenBank genome assembly. NCBI's taxonomy places the organism in Eukaryota, Viridiplantae, Streptophyta, Magnoliopsida, Aquifoliales, Aquifoliaceae.